AUGGCUUACGUGCUAAACAACACCAUUCGUCGUUUUAUGCAAACAUCGGCCCAAAGGGCUUCCGCCCAACAAAUUGGCCCCUCUGCUGUAUCGGGACAACAUGAAGGUGGUUACAAAAUUUGGAAGAAUCUAACCAUCUUCGUAGCCUUUCCGUCGAUUAUUCUUUGCGCCGUUAAUUGUUACAUGGCCCAUACGUCUGGACACCACGAAAGGCCCGAAUUCAUCAAGUACGAGCACCUGAGAAUCCGUACGAAACGCUUCCCUUGGGGCGAUGGGAACAAAUCGCUGUUCCACAACCCCCAUGUCAACGCUCUGCCUGACGGUUACGAAGAGGAACAUUAA
Molecule: messenger RNA, 342 nt
Organism: Phyllotreta striolata
Lineage: Eukaryota; Metazoa; Arthropoda; Insecta; Coleoptera; Chrysomelidae
Source: the annotation of a GenBank genome assembly